AUGUUUGCCACAAAGAGGCUAGGAAAGGCAAAGCAAAAACUACCUCCCGGAAUCGAUCUAGCCAAAGCAGAAGAUUUCCGAGAAUGGCAGGUCGACAUCAAAGUCCUCGACGCCAAUCCUCUCUACAUGGAUCAGGUGUACCGGUUGUGCUUCAUAUUCUCCGACAGCUAUCCAAUAGAACCACCUGAAGUCUGCUUUAUCCACAUUCCGCCGUCGGCUACCGAUCCUGCACAAUCCUCUGCCCAAUCUGCUCCUUUGCAGUCUACUUCUCAGCCAUUCCCAGGUCGACCUAUACCUAUACACCCACAUAUCUAUUCCAAUGGUAUCAUCUGCCUCGACCUCCUUGGUACCGCAGGCUGGUCCCCUGUCCAAAGCGUUGAGAGUGUAUGCAUGAGUAUCCAGAGCAUGCUAACGGGAAAUUCCAAGAACGAGCGGCCACAAGGCGACCAGCAGUUUUGUCAAAGUAUGGGAGUGCGCGGUCCGAAUGGUUGGAGUGGCUGGAGGGACGGUGGAAGAGGCCUGAAAGACGUUAGAUUCGCCUAUGAUGAUGAUACGGUGUAA
This is a messenger RNA of Exophiala aquamarina CBS 119918, 561 nucleotides long. RefSeq names its product ubiquitin-conjugating enzyme E2 W. Gene Ontology annotation, biological process: protein polyubiquitination; proteasome-mediated ubiquitin-dependent protein catabolic process. Bases 1 to 561 code for a protein of 186 amino acids. Lineage: Eukaryota; Fungi; Ascomycota; Eurotiomycetes; Chaetothyriales; Herpotrichiellaceae. Gene Ontology annotation, molecular function: ubiquitin conjugating enzyme activity. The transcript has 3 exons. The record is from RefSeq and is a predicted model, not a curated record. Gene Ontology annotation, cellular component: nucleus.